GCCGUGUUACGGUCGUAAUUAAGCCCUUAUUACGUAUCGUAAUAUCGACCCUUAAUAACAAGUUAACAACACUGCCCUCACCAGUGUCACGAAUCAUAUCGUAACAUCCUCGUCGGUAGACGACAGAUGGACGUUGAGAUGAGUAAGAUGGACGCUUUGCAGAGGCAACAUUUCGCUAAGACCGCGAACAGACGUCGUCGCACGGCGGGACAAGUCAUGGUUCCCGGCGUGACCACUGCUGUUCUUGACACAACACCUUCCGAUUCGGCCUCCCUUUCUGUCGACACCCCCUUCCGAUUCGGCCUCCCUUUCUAUCGACACCCCGUCUCCGGUUCUUUUGUGCUCGUAUCCUCUCAGUUCUAUCCCAACGCCAGCGUCAACUCGCUCGUCGAGGUCUCAUCGCCGACAGUGCGCCUCCUCACUCGCUCGGUCACCAGAGGGGCCAUCGCGUCAUCAUCUCGCUCGUCGAGGUCUGGUCCCCGGAGGUGCGCCUCACUACUCGCUCGGUCACCAGAGGGGCUAUCAUCAUUGCUGAAGCCCCGUUCUUUGGAACUGGGGAUGAAUUGGACAAAGUGGAGGAGAUGAGAAAGAGAGGUGUGGAUCUCAGCUUUGAGCUUGAAGCGGACGAGGUGUGAAGUGCAAACGACCUCAGCCUCGAUCACUCACACAAAGAGAGACAGGGAGAGCUUAUAUAGUCGGUUAUAUACUCCAUGAUAAUCAUGACAUGUCGAUAUACUGAUCUUC
This is a messenger RNA of Tremella mesenterica DSM 1558, 744 nucleotides long. RefSeq lists its product as uncharacterized. NCBI's taxonomy places the organism in Eukaryota, Fungi, Basidiomycota, Tremellomycetes, Tremellales, Tremellaceae. Bases 127 to 585 code for a protein of 152 amino acids. The record is from RefSeq and is a predicted model, not a curated record. The transcript has 2 exons.